AUGCCCGGAAGCGACGUCCACGAUUUAAGCUAUUACUCUAAGUGUAUGGUUGGAGGAAUCCUCUCUUGCGGUCUUACUCACACUCUUGUCUGCCCACUUGAUAUCAUUAAAUGCAGAAAAUAAGUCAACCCAACUCUUUACAAGAGUGUUGGUGAUGGUUUCAGCACUAUUUACAGAACUGAAGGAUUCAGAGGUCUGACCGUCGGCUGGGCUCCAACUCUUAUUGGAUACUCCGCCCAAGGUUUCGGAAAGUUCGGUUUCUAUGAAAUGUUCAAGGAUGUUUAUAAGGGUGCUUUCGGCGCUAGCGCUGCCAAGUAUCAAACUAUUGGAUUCUUACUUUCAUCUGCUUGUGCUGAGGUCAUCGCUGAUUGCCUCCUCGCUCCAUGGGAAGCAGUUAAGGUUAGAAUGCAAACAUCAGACAAGGGUGCCUUCCCAAGAAACCUUGCAAGUGGAUUCAGCACCAUUAAAGCAAACGAAGGUGUUAACGGUUUCUACAAAGGUCUUGGUCCACUUUGGAUGAGACAAGUACCAUACACUAUGGUAAAGUUCGCUGCCUUCGAAAACACCGUCAAGGCUUUCUACAAAUACAUUUUCACUGCUCCAAAGGACACUUAUUCAAAGAACUUCCAACUUAUGAUCACCUUCCUUUCUGGUUACUGGGCUGGUAUCUUCUGCGCUCUUGUUUCUCACCCCGCUGACGUUAUGGUUUCUAUUCUUAACAAGAAGUCAUCCUCCGAUCCAGUUGGACAACAAGUCAAAUAGAUCUAUUCAGAGAUUGGAUUCAAGGGUCUAUGGAAUGGUCUUGGUGCCAGAAUCGUUAUGGUUGGUACCCUUACCGGACUCCAAUGGUGGAUUUAUGAUUCAUUCAAGGUAGCCUGUGGCCUCCAAACUACUGGAAGCAAAUGA
Stylonychia lemnae is the source of this 906-nucleotide messenger RNA. Lineage: Eukaryota; Ciliophora; Spirotrichea; Sporadotrichida; Oxytrichidae. The record is from the annotation of a GenBank genome assembly.